Molecule: messenger RNA, 5983 nt
Organism: Nothobranchius furzeri (turquoise killifish)
Lineage: Eukaryota; Metazoa; Chordata; Actinopteri; Cyprinodontiformes; Nothobranchiidae
Product: mitogen-activated protein kinase kinase kinase kinase 3
Biological process (GO): intracellular signal transduction; protein phosphorylation
Cellular component (GO): cytoplasm
Molecular function (GO): MAP kinase kinase kinase kinase activity; ATP binding
Source: RefSeq, a predicted model, not a curated record
AAUCCGCCACGCAUGCGCAGUGUGCUGUGGAAGCCAUGUUGGAGUUACGGUGGAUUCGGGCUGGGAAUUUUUGACGCUGUACGUUUUUCUUAAAAUAUCAACUUUACAUACUUCAUAAGGGUUCGUCAGCCGCGCAAAGUUGGAAAAGAUGAACUCCAGUGUCGACCUGUCGCGGCGGAAUCCGCAGGAAGAUUUCGAGCUGAUUCAGCGGAUAGGAAGCGGCACAUACGGAGAUGUGUACAAGGCUCGUAAUGUAAACACAGGAGAGCUGGCUGCUAUCAAAGUCAUCAAACUGGAACCGGGUGAGGACUUUGCUGUCGUGCAGCAGGAGAUCUUAAUGAUGAAAGACUGUAAACACUCCAACAUCGUAGCCUACUUUGGCAGUUAUCUCCGGAGAGAUAAGUUAUGGAUCAGCAUGGAGUACUGUGGAGGAGGUUCUCUGCAGGAUAUUUAUCAUGUAACCGGGCCCUUAUCUGAGUCACAGAUAGCCUACAUGUCACGAGAGACUCUGCAGGGUUUAUACUACCUACACAAUAAAGGCAAAAUGCACAGAGACAUCAAGGGAGCCAACAUCCUCCUGACAGACAGCGGCUAUGUUAAACUAGCUGAUUUUGGCGUAUCAGCCCAGAUUUCAGCGACACUCGCUAAAAGGAAGUCAUUCAUUGGAACACCUUAUUGGAUGGCUCCAGAGGUGGCAGCAGUUGAGAGGAAAGGAGGCUACAAUCAGCUGUGUGAUAUCUGGGCGGUGGGUAUCACUGCAAUCGAGCUGGCAGAACUCCAGCCGCCCAUGUUUGACCUGCACCCCAUGAGAGCUCUGUUCCUGAUGACCAAGGGUAACUUCCAACCCCCGAAGUUAAAAGAUAAAAUCAAAUGGACAAGUAAUUUCCACCAUUUUGUCAAACUGGCCCUGACCAAGAACCCAAAGAGGAGACCUACAGCUGAAAAGCUACUGCAGCACCCGUUUGUGUCCCAGCCUCUAAGCAGGACCCUGGCAAUCGAGCUGCUGGACAAAGCCAGCAACCCCGAGCACAGCACAUACAACGACUUUGAUGACGAUGACCCAGAACCUGAGUCUCCAGUCUCGGUUCCUCAUCGCAUCCGUUCCACCAGCAGGAGCACCAGAGAUGGAAAGACCCUGUCUGAGAUUAACAUUGGACAGGUGAAGUUCGAUCGUCUUUUGAGGAAGGAGACAGAGCCGCAUCAUGAGCCAUGUGAUUCUGAGCCCUAUCUGGACUGUGUUGAGGAGCUCUACUAUACCGCGAGAUCUAAUCUGGACUUGCAGCUGGAUUAUAGCCCUGAUUCACCAAACCUGCUGGGAGAAAACAAGAGCCUCCUUAAAUCUGUGGAGGAGGAGCUUCAGCAGAGGGGCCAUGUGGCACACUUAGGGGAUGAUGAGGAUGAUGAUGAUGGUGCAGAUGAUGAUGAAACUCACACUCAUAAAUCAAGUACUAUCAAAAGGCCCAAGGACCCGCCCCCUCUCCCUCCUAAGCCGAAAUCCCUCAGCUCAUCCAAACCGCCUCAACAGAAGCCGGAUGAUAGUCAUUCACACCACGAGGACGACAGCGGAGGAGGAGGUACCAUCAAACGUUGUCCAGUUCCAGAGACGGCGAGCCCCGCCAAGCCUGCCUCUAACGUCCCCCCAAGGCCUCCACCCCCGAAGCUGCCGCCCCACCGCCGCAGUAGCCUAGGUAACGACAGCCCGCAGCACAAAGACGUGGAACACUCUGCUCCAGAGGAUGAUGAUGGGAGCUUUAGGCAUUUCUGGGAGUGGCUCCAUACGCCUCACACAGAGGAGGAGCUGGAGGAGGCGUGGGAGGUGCUGAAGGAGGUGAAAGAGGAGCAGGAGAAGGAAGAGAGUAAUGGGCUGAACUCUCCCCAAAAUGGUGAGAGGGAAAGUCCGGGAGAGAGGCAGUCCACCAUGCCUCCUAGUGUCCCCACGCGGAAGGAGAAGAAGGACGUUCCGAAGCCCAUGAGCAACGGUCUCCCUCCGACCCCCAAAGUCCAUAUGGGUGCCUGUUUUUCCAAGGUCUUCAACGGCUGUCCACUAAAGGUCCACUGUGCCACUUCCUGGAUCAACCCUGACACCAGAGAUCAGUAUUUGAUAUUUGGAGCUGAAGAAGGAAUCUACACACUAAACCUGAAUGAGCUUCAUGAGACGACGAUGGAACAGCUCUUUCCUCGGAGAUGUACGUGGCUCUAUGUCAUGAACAACUGUCUUCUUUCUAUAUCUGGAAAAGCCUCCCAGCUGUACUCCCACAGUCUGAGUGGUCUCUUUGAACAGGCUCGACAGUUACAGAAGCUACCGGUAGCCAUUCCCACACACAAGCUGCCUGAUAAGAUAAUUCCAAGGAAGUUUGCUGUUUCCAAUAAGAUUCCGGACACUAAAGGGUGCCAAAAGUGUUGCGUUGUGCGUAACCCCUACACAGGCCAUAAAUACCUGUGUGGAGCCUUUCAGUCUAGUGUCAUGCUGCUGGAGUGGGUGGAGUCCAUGCAGAGGUUUAUGCUCAUUAAGACCAUCGAUUUCCCGUUGCCAUUUCCUCUGGAAGUCUUUGAGAUGCUGGUGGUCCCGGAGCACACCUACCCGCUGAUCUGUGUAGCGGUCAGCAAAGGAUCCGAACUCAGCCAAGUGGUGCGGUUCUGCACCGUCAACCCCAACGCUACCUCCUCUUGGUUCACAGAAACAGACGCACCGCAGACGUGUGUGAUCCACGUCACGCAGCUGGAGAGAGACACCAUCCUAGUCUGUCUCGACAGAUGUAUAAAAAUAGUGAAUCUCCAAGGUCGACUUAAGUCCAGCAGGAAGUUAUCAGCCGAGCUCACCUUCAACUUCCAGAUCGAAGGGAUAGUUUGUCUUCAGGACAGUGUCCUGGCCUUUUGGAGACACGGCAUGCAGGGACGAAGUUUCAAGACCAAUGAGAUCACUCAGGAGAUCUCUGACAACACACGCAUCUUCAGACUACUGGGGUCAGACAGACGUGCUGAUCGUAGACAUCCAGAGGCUGGGGACAAAUGUGGUCUCAAACUGCCCAGAGUGGUGGUGCUGGAAAGCCGGCCGACGGACAACCCUACAGCCAACAGCAACCUCUACAUCCUGGCGGGACAUGAGAACAGCUACUGAAUCCCACUUCGCCACCGUCAAAUAGACACCUCAACACUAAUGCAGACAAGGGACUCUUCCAUCCCCUCACCUUCACCCACCCCCGCCCAGUCUGCUGGCAUCACCCAGAGAUGAGCGAGGAGUUUGCAGGUGCAGAUAUAGUUCACUCUUGGAGUUCCACCUGGAUGUGUGUUGGUAACCUGUGAGUUGUGUUAGAACAGGCUGGCUUGUGUUAGUUUGUGACAAAAGAGAAACUAAACCUUUCCAGAUACCUUCCCACCUCCUCAUGUAGACUGUACUCGCGGGGUAAAAAGCAUAGAGCAAGUCGAUCUAGUCAACACUAUAAUAACUCUAGAUAUAAUACUACUGCUUCUUGUGCUAAAGCUUCACAGAAGGGGCAUCAUGCAAGAAAACCCCACCCUUCCUUUGUAUUCUCUUCCUGUUUUGUUUUUCAAAACUUCCCUUUAUUUAUUGUGGCAUGAUGUAACUAAUAACCAGGGUGGCUGUUCUGAGCUGUUGUUUAUUUCUUUUAAAAAGAACAAAAAAAUUACUAACAAUCGUUGCCACUUUUUGCUGCCAUUCAGUUCCCGAACCCAUCACUACACCACACAAGUGCUUAAUCAGCCUCUAUUUAAUUUUUGUAAAUAUGAAUGUAUUUUUUCCUGACAGAGACAAACACUAAAACAUCCAAUGGUGUAGAUAGGUGUGUUAUAUUUGCUCUGUAAAGCCGUGGAGACAGAACGGGUGUAAAGGAGGACUGGGACAGUAAAACAGGAAGUUGUUUUCAUCCCGCAUGCAUCCUCUCUUCCUGCUCGUUUUCACAUCAACCUGCAGACCGGCGGAGUUAUUUUUAAAUCUUUUUUUUUCUUCUUUUUUUAAUGUUUUAAACAGAUUUUUUGUUUUAAUGCUUUUUUUAUUUGUAUUAAACCACUGGUGUUUAAAAUUUGCACAGAGAGAAAUGUAUUUCAUAAACAAAUGUGAUGCCAUUAUAAUAUAUGACCAUGUGUGUAUGCACAGUUUAUGACCAUGUGUGUGAGUGUGUGUGCGCAUGUGCAUGUAGACGUCGAGUACACACUUAAAAGUGCAUUCUGUACAGAUCUGGUCUCGACCCGGCUGACACUACUUUACUGGACCAACAGCAGAAAUGGAAAAAUUAGAAAGAGUUGGAUCUACGCAGAAAUAAUAGAGUUAGCUAAUUAAACAGUGAAUUUAAGUAAAAACAAGUCAAGAACUAAAUGUUUUCUUUUAUUAAACAUGUUUGUUUUUUUGUGCAAGUUUUAAAAAAUGCCAUGACUUAUUUUAAAGUUUUACUGUCAGCUAUUAGAAAUGGAUUUUAUCUAGUACCAAACUGUUUUUGAUGUUCUACUUUAAACUUGCACUCAGUCAAAAGCCAAACUGUAGCUUAGCUUAUUAUUUCUGUGUCAUUUCUAGCACUUUUAUUUACUCAGAUAAUAAUUGGGAAAGUUUGCAUCAUCCGCCAUCUUUGCUGGGAAGACUGAUUUCUGUAAAAGAGAUCAGAUUUAUCUGCAUGUACGUUUAGAGCAUUGACAUAUAUAUGUAUGUAUAUAUAUAUAUAUAUGUAUAUGUAUAUAUAUAUGUAUAUGUGUAUAUAUAUAUGCAGGAGCGUGGCUGUGACUGUACACUACCCAUCCUCACUAGCUGUGACUCUACGAGUCACUUCCGAGGACCGAUGACACAAGAUUAGCUGAGAUAACGUCUCCAAAGCUUAAAAAAACAUCUCCCAGACGGGAAAUGUUUAUAUUUGAAAUUCUUCUUUUCUUUAAACACGCGUGAGCUGGAAUAACAAUGCCAGUGAGGUGAAACAUUCAGAAAAAUCUACUUCAUCCAAUUUAAAUCUACCAUUAUUCAGGAACAUCAGCACCACCUAGUGGUGCUAUCGGGUUCUUCUCCUAAAAUAGAUUAUAGUCUUAAUUUUUCUAAAUCUAAUAAAUAAAAAACAAACUAUAAAUCUUGUCCAUAAAUACAGAUUGGAGUAACAUUAAGAGCAAAUAAAUGAAUAAUAAGAAAAUAAAUGACACAAUCUCUAUUUUUCAGCAGAAUUUUUUUGAUUUUAAUAAUUUUCUGCGAAUGAAACAAAAGUAAUAAUCAUAAAUUAGCAUCUCUUUAUUUUUGGGCUCAUUUUCUAUUAAAAUUUUUCUUUCUUUUUUACGUAAUAAAAUAUCUUUAAGGCCAUAGAUUUAUCUUCCUGUAACACACCUCAAAUAUUUAAAAUACUAUGAAAUAUUCAGUUAUGUAUAAAUGGAGAUUUCCUCUCAAAUAUUUUUUUUCCCAUUAUUUUUAGUUGCUUUAAACUGAUUUUAAGUUUUAACCUUUAAAAAGUUCUCAGUUAAACAUCUUACUCUCCUUCACAUGGCUGAAAUAAACCUUUUACGCCAUCAUCGACUGAUUUUUAUUUACAGUUUAUGAUUACAUGUGCUGCUCCUUCUCUAAAGUGCUGGAAGCCGGUACUGACACCACACCGCUUUGCUGGAAUCUUCAUGUUCUGCAUCGUAAUCUUAACCUGAGUCAAAUAAGCCACUUUUAGGGUGUUUAGGGUACUGGGUGUGUGAGUUUUCUGGAUCGUUGUGUUGGGAUUAGCUCACGUGUCCGUGGAGAUCAGUGUUAAAUACUUCAAAGUUCUUUUUGAGCCACGUCUCCUCCUGAUCAUGUGUAAAAACACAGCUGGUGGUAUCUCUCUUGUUGCUAUUACAUCACUUUUAUCUUUUUUUUUUUUGUUUUCACCAUGCCAUGCAGGCGUUCUAAAGUGUAAAUAAUGUAAAUUAAAAUGGGUUUGUUUUACAUACUGUAUAAUUGCCUAUAUUUUGUUUCAGAAAUGUAACAGAUUUACGAGAUGACAGGUUAACACAUUAAAAAGAAGGAACCGAA